Molecule: messenger RNA, 4458 nt
Organism: Pungitius pungitius (ninespine stickleback)
Lineage: Eukaryota; Metazoa; Chordata; Actinopteri; Perciformes; Gasterosteidae
Product: sterile alpha motif domain-containing protein 3-like
Exons: 5
Coding region: 2114-3679 (521 amino acids)
Source: RefSeq, a predicted model, not a curated record
AACAAAUUUGCAUGUGUCUAAAACAACAACUCAGGAAAUAAUAAAUGAGCUUUGUAGUAUUAGCUCAGUUGUAGAAGAGUGCACACCUAAAAUAAUUGAAAGUGUACUGAUCAAGCAUAAUUGUGCAGUUAACAGUGCAGUCACUGCUGCUAUAUCCGAGAUAGUUAAAAAAGUGAACCCCCUAAGUUUCUUGUCGAAAGACGGGCCUUUUGGCUCUGAAUACAAAAGAGAAACUUUUUACAAGAAAAGUUUUAAAGUGAUUGAGCCAAUUGAAUAUGUUUUAGAUGCAUCUUCAAGGCGGAAAUUUGUUUAUAUUCCGGUUUUGAAAGUUUUGACAGAGCUGUUAAAUCGUAAUGAUGUGUUAGAUAAAGUCUUGGAGACGGGACAUAUUGAAACAGUUGAACACUUGUCUCAUUAUAAAACAUACAGAGACGGUCUAUAUUACAAAGACAAUAUUUUGCUCUCAUCAGAAGAUCUUAGCAUUGCCCUAGGACUGUAUAUAGAUGACUUUGAGGUUUGCAACCCACUAGGAACAUCAAAAAAAAAGCACAAGGUCUGUGCAGUCUAUUGGGUGAUUUCUAAUUUACCUAUACGAUACAGAUCAUCUGUACAGUCAAUCUACCUUGCAUGUCUGUGUCAUAGCAAUGAUGUGAAGAAAUAUGGGUAUGGAGCCAUUCUUGAACCACUGAUAAAAGACCUUGAACUACUUGAGCAGCAAGGAUUGUAUGUUCAGAAAUUGGGAACAACUGUAAGAGGUACUGUACUUUAUGUGUCUGCAGACAACUUAGGGGCCCACUCACUUGCUGGGCUUCAUGAGAGUUUUAAUGUUGACAAAUUUUGCCGGUUUUGUUUAGCUAGUCGGCAAGAUAUUGACAGUCACGAGGUAAAGGAGAGAGUAUUUCAGCUCCGGACGGUUGAAGCUCACAAACAGGACCUUCUGGAAUUAAACAGACAUCAGUUAGUUUCCGUGAAUGGAGUAAAGAGUGACUGUGUUCUCAAUAGACUUUCUCAUUUCCACACAAUCCAGGGCUUCCCCCCAGAUUUUAUGCACGACCUUUUUGAAGGAAUAGUGCCACGGCAAUUAAGUCUAUGCAUAAAGUCUCUGAUAUCCAAACAGUACUUUACAAUAGAAGAGCUGAAUUCCAUCAUUGAAUCUUUCCCUUUCAAGUUUACAGAUAAAACCAACAGACCUCAUCCAAUUUCAAAGUCGUUUGCAUCCAAAAAAUCUAUUGGUGGGAAUUGCCACGAAAACUGGACACUAUUGAGACUUCUGCCUCUGAUGAUCGGUCACAUUAUACCAGAAGAUGACAAAACAUGGGGAAUUCUAUUAGAUUUGAAAGAAAUAGUAGAGCUUCUAGCUAGUGGACAUUUUUCAGAAGAGACAUUGGCAUACUUGGAGUGUAAAAUCUCCGAUCACAGGUGCCUAUUAAAAGAGGUGUUUCCUGAUUUCCACCUCCUGCCCAAGCACCACUUCUUGGAACAUUAUCCCGAACUGAUUCGGAGAUUUGGUCCCCUGGUUGAUUUCUGGACCAUUAGAUUUGAAGCUAAGCACAGCUUUUUUAAAAGGGUGGUGCAUGAUUCUCAGAAUUUCAGAAACAUCUUGCUCACUCUAUCAAAAAAACACCAGCUUACUUUAGCUUACCAUCUAGACUUGCCAAGUCUUUUCAGACCUGAUCUGGAGGUUGGACACACUACAGUUGUUUCACCUGAUGCACUCGAGCACUCCAUGAGGCGGGCUGUAGAGCUGAAAUAUGGAAACCUAAGUCGUGUGUCUCUUGCAACCCAUGCCUGCCUUUAUGGCACGAAGUAUUCAGAGGGUAUGUUUCUGUCCGUGGGGCACACCAGUGGCCUGCCUGACUUUGGGAAGCUGGUUAAAAUUCUAGUUGUGUCCAGCAAAGUGUCUUUCUUCAUAGAACCAUAUCAUGCAUGAUACAUGGAGCACCUGCGGAGUUAUGAGUUGAUGAAAAAACAGUCUUCUGAACUGGUGAUUGUGGAAUUACAUGAACUAAAUGGAUAUCAACCCCUGUAUCCAUACACAAAAGCAGGCAAACUGAUCGUGACAUCAAAAGUUUUUCUUCAUUAAGGGAAGUCGUGAGAGUUCCUCAAUUGCAAGAUGCUGUUGCGUGUGAUCAUUUCAGCACAGGACAUUAGAAAGAUCCGCUUGGACUCUGUUCCAGAUUCGGUUCACAGCCUGAAACUGGUGUUGAAAAACAAACUGCAGUUACGCUCUCCAUUUGACCUUCAAUAUGAAGAUGAGGAUUUCAAAGACUUCUGUAACCUCACGUGUGUUGACGAUCUACCGAAAGACAAGGUGACAUUGCAAGUCGUUUUCUGCCCUGUCUCUUCGGACUCAAGUUUGGACACUUUAAGCUCUGCUGUACCAUCAUCUCCGGCAGCAUCCUCUUCAGCUCAUUCAUCAUCUCCGACGACGUCCUCUUCAUUGAGCAGCCAAACGGAGGGCUUUGCGGGUCAGCGUUCACAGCACUGGCCAACUCAUUUUCCCAUUCCCACCUUCUCAUAUGAUGUUGAGCUGAGGCUCAGGCAGGGCAAUGGUGCUUUUAAAGAAAGUGGAGCACUUCUAUCCAUUUCAAGGGACAUGAAGUCUGAGAUUCUGCUCAAACUUGCUGAAACAAUAUAUUCAUUCAUGACCUACCCUACACUUGAACAUUAUGGAUGUGUAGCCAAGGCACUUGUUGAAAAACACCCUUGCCUUACAGAACCUGGCUCCACAUCUGGAUGGUAUGGAUGGAAACACAGCAUAACGUUUAAGAUGGGCAAUUACAGACAGAAAUUAAAAGCUGUGGGCUGCCGAGAACUGGAGGUUAAUUCUGAGAAAAGAGGUGCUGGGGACACGCGAGGGAAGAGAAACAAAGUCAAGAAACCUAGACGGUCUGAAACAAAUUUUCUUCCACAGCUCCCCCAGGGAAGAGACAGCAGAAGUCUUGAAGAAGAUAGAGAAAAGAUGGUCCAGGAGAUGAGAAAAACAACCCCAAACCUAGCCUACAUCGAUAAUGCAAUGAAUGCCACAUAUGCACUGAGAAGACAGGAGAUCGUUGAAGAGGAGCCACCUGUGGCCGAAAUGAGAGUCAGAUGGCCUGCCCUUUUUACUGAAAGACAGAUCGUCAAGGAAUUCACCAGGCUCAUGUCAAUGGACAUCAAUAAGUUCUAUGAGGGUCUUGACAGCCAUCUGCAUAAACUUCUUCAGUUAUUCCGGUUGAAGCGCUUUGAGGAAGUUCAAGAAAUGACAUCCUUAAUGGAGAGUCUCGACAAGGAUGCAUCAAACCAAAGGAAGAGAGCAGCAGCUUUGCAGGGACUGCCAUGGUACAUGAAGGAAAAUCCUUCUACAUUGAUGAAGAGAUGUGAGCCAACAGAUCCUGGGGAGGACGUCAUCAAGGGAAUGGUGAUUGGAAUCCUCUUGGUCGUUGAAGAUGUGAAGGAGCCCCUUCCAGUUUCCUACAACGAUGUUGCCAUCGUCAUCGAGGAAAAGAUUGUCAUGCGUCAUCUCGGUGAUGUACCCAACGCUUUUGUGAACCUGAUGGGCCUGCUGUACAUGCUGAACCUUGACUAUCCAAAAGACAUUAAAUAUACUUUUGAGGUGAUUCAGCGCCUGUUCAUGGGAAUCGAGUCUGAGAUCUGCACUCCCAGAGUCCACUCUCUAAAGAAUAAACUGCUACGCUAGAGGGAUGGCUCAGGAGGAUGUUUCUGCAUUUGGCCCUGAGGAAGUGGGUUUUUUUGCCAUUUGUUCACUAUGUAGUAAGAGGAAAAGAAAUGUAAAGUCCUUCUGUGGGUCACAAGUUUUUUAUGUUUUCAUGUUCUAACCGAUCUCUAUUGCUCUGUGGAGGAAAUGUCUCUUGCAGACACUAAUGCAGACGUUAAUGUUGUAGACCAAACAUGAACAGAGUGGAGAUUUCAGUAAUGUUUGAACGUGUUCAUUUUCUGGCUGACACUUGAGCAAGUUUCUCAGAGAGAGAUUCCUAUUUUGUAUGUAUAUCUUGCUGCAUUUUACUGAACAUUCCCUUAGAAUGGAUGUAGAUGUUGAUAAAGUCAUUUAGAGAGUUGGGUUUUUUUCCCCUCAAAGAAAGGAUGCUCUUUAUUUUAAUUUUGUUCUUACAAGUGGGACACAGUGUAACUUCAGUUUUUGACCAGCCCUGAAAGAGUUCGUUUUUUACACCGUUUAGUAAGCGAUGAAAUCGAUUGCCCUUCUGUGGGUCACCCCACCUUGUUUUCAUGUACUGACUUAUUUCAAAAGUAUUAAUCCAUGUGAUGUUACAGAGAAAUUGUCAAGAGUGGACAUUUCAGUAAUGUUUGAAUGUUUUCAUUUUCAGCAAGUUUCUGAGAUUUGUUUUGGUUUUUUAUGAAUCUUUUUGCAAUUUACUGCAGCAACUCUGAAGAUUAAAGUGAUGGUUCUGAGUAAUUUCAUCCUAGGGUCCUUUGCACCAUGACCGCGAGCCAAACACC